AGAGCACGCGAUCCCUCUCUGCUCACAUUCCUCCCAGCUUCAAUCCGAUCAAAAUGUCGAUUCUUCGCACUUCGCAGCGCUAGGGAUUCCUCUGAAGGGAUUCGCAUUCAUGUCCAAAGUUGGUAUUGCGGAUGAUGGAUUCGGGAGUGGUGGCUGCGCUGACGAAUGGCAUCAAAGAUCACUUUUCCCUCCACCAGAAUGGCGCGGGGGCUGAGGUCUCCCAUAAACAACCAUUUGUGAUUGGUGUUGCUGGUGGAACUGCCUCUGGCAAGACAACUGUUUGCAAUAUGAUCAUUGCCCAGCUCCACGACCAGCGUGUUAUUCUUGUAAAUCAGGAUUCAUUUUAUCAUUCACUUAGCGAUGAGCAAAUAGGAAAAGUUAAUGAGUACAAUUUUGACCACCCAGAUGCCUUCAAUACGGAGCUACUGCUUUCUUGCAUGGAAAAGUUAAAGCAUGGGCAGGCAGUUAGCAUCCCGAAUUAUGAUUUCAAGAGCCAUAAGAGCACGGAACUAUCACGUCAGGUCAACCCCUCAGACGUGAUAAUUUUAGAGGGAAUUCUAGUUCUUCAAGAUCCUCGUGUCCGUAAUCUCAUGAAUAUGAAGAUCUUCGUUGAUACAGACUCUGAUGUUCGGCUUGCACGGAGGAUACAACGUGACACCGUAGAGAGAGGGAGAAACAUUCAAAAUGUGCUCGACCAAUACGCUAAAUUUGUAAAGCCUAGUUUUGAGGAAUUUAUACUGCCGUCCAAAAAAUAUGCGGAUAUCAUCAUUCCUCGAGGAGGAGAAAACGAUGUUGCAAUUGACUUGAUCGUACAACACAUUCACACAAAGCUCGGCCAGCAUGACCUUUGUAAAAUAUACCCAAAUGUUUUUGUUAUAUUUUCAACUUUCCAGAUACGUGGAAUGCAUACCAUCAUACGGGAUCUUAAAACAACAAAGCAUGACUUUGUAUUUUAUGCAGAUCGACUAAUUCGCUUGGUUGUGGAGCAUGGUCUUGGUCACCUUCCAUUCUCUGAAAAACAGAUAAUUACUCCAACAGGAUCUGUAUACUCUGGAGUAGUUUUUUGUAGAAGGUUGUGUGGAGUCUCAAUCAUUAGAAGUGGAGAAAGCAUGGAGAAUGCUUUAAGAGCCUGCUGCAAAGGAAUCAAAAUCGGAAAAAUCCUCAUACAUGGAGAGGGCAACAACGGUCGGCAGUUAAUCUAUGAGAAGCUACCGGCAGACAUUGCAAGCCGCCAUGUGUUACUGCUCGACCCGGUUCUGGCUUCAGGGAAUUCUGCUGUCCAAGCCAUUUCUCUGCUGCUUAGUAAGGGCGUGGCUGAAUCCAACAUCAUCUUCCUUAACCUUAUAGCUGCUCCGGAGGGAAUUCAUGCUGUUUGUAAGAAAUUUCCAUUACUAAAAAUAGUGACAUCAGAGAUUGAUUUAUCUUUGAACAAGGAUUUACGUGUAAUCCCUGGCAUGGGUGAGUUUGGGGAUCGGUACUUUGGCACAGAUAAUAGCGACGAAAUCCAAACACCUAGGUUCACAUAAAUGACUCUCUCUCUCUCUCUCUCUCUCGCUCUCUCUCUCAUGCACUGCAUCCCCAAGUUUUGUUCAGUGACAGAAAUGUUGUUCUGCCAUGGGGGGAAUGAUGCAUGUUGUGAGCAACAAAUAUAUUGCAAAAAUGCUCUCCUUCUCAAAGUUUAAAUGUACUACAAGUGUUCUUUUGUUUUCAACAUCUAGAGUUAAGUGAAAUAAAGGUGAAAUUUUGGUCUA
This is a messenger RNA of Malania oleifera, 1751 nucleotides long. RefSeq names its product uridine kinase-like protein 5. Gene Ontology annotation, molecular function: ATP binding; kinase activity. Gene Ontology annotation, cellular component: cytoplasm. Lineage: Eukaryota; Viridiplantae; Streptophyta; Magnoliopsida; Santalales; Ximeniaceae. The transcript is spliced from 15 exons. The record is from RefSeq and is a predicted model, not a curated record. Bases 132 to 1526 code for a protein of 464 amino acids.